AUGAAUAAAAUUCUGCCUUGGGAACAUUUCGAAAGUUUGUACAAAGAAUUGAUCGGCCAGAAUAGCAACGAUAGUUCUAGUGGCGGCGGGCACAGCGGCAUGGGUUCGGGGCCACCGGGCACACCCAAUUCACAGCAGGUAAUGCGUCCCACACCUUCACCAACAGGCUCUUCAGGUUCGCGUUCAAUGUCACCAGCAGUGGCACAAAAUCAUCCAAUUUCACGACCUUCUAGUAAUCAAUCAAGUAGUGGUCCUAUGCAACAGCCUGGCGCUUCUGGACCUCCACCACCCCCGCCCCAUAUGCAAGCGGCGCAAGGUGGCGGUGGUCCACAGCAACAACAACAGCAGCAGCAAAUGUCUGCACAAUCGCAAUCUCAGCAACAGCCUAUCGGGGGACCUGGUGGUGUGCACAGCUCACCAUCUGGUGUUGGUGGCUCGCAACAACAAGUUGGUGGUCUACCGCCAGGUGGUCCUGGAGCUCCUACAGGUCCACAACAACAACAACUUCCGCCAAAUCAAAGCUUGAACAGUAUGUCAACACCACCUCCACAAGGGGCMAGUGGUGGUGCGGGMGGUUAUCCACCACCACCACAUAUGCAUGGUGUCUAUAAAAUGGGUGGUCCAGGACAGAGUCCGGGACCAGGACCGCAAGGUUUACCGACUGGCUACCCGCCUCCACAACAGUCCCAACAAUAUUCUCAAGGAUCUUACCCGCCUCGUCCGCAAUACACACCCAGCGGUUACGCGCCCUCUCAACCGCCUUCAAAUCAACCAACCUCCGCCAAUAGUAUGCCUCCCGGUGGCGGUCCUCAAUAUCCAGGUCGGCCAAUGCCAAAUCAUACUGGUUCCGGUGGUCCACAUGCGCAGUAUCCACCCUAUCAGAAUUGGGUKCCACCAUCACCACAAGGUGGUCCCGGAGGAGGCGGCUCACCAGGCGGUGCCGGUGCUGCCGGUAUGGGCAAUCAUAUACAAGGCAAAGGAACACCUCCACCCGGCGGUCCCCCACAGCCACCCGGAGGCGGCUCACCGCGCCCACUUAACUAUUUGAAACAGCAUUUACAACAUAAGGGCGGCUAUGGCAGCGGUCCAGCGCCGCAGCAGGGCUAUGGUAAUGGGCCGGGCAUGCAUCCGGGUAUGCCAAUGGGACCACCUCACCACAUGGGACCGCCACACGGACCUACAAAUAUGGGCCCACCAACAAGUACGCCGCCACAAUCGAUGGGUGGAGUUGGUCCUAUUGGUAGUAUGGUGGGUGUGAGCGGUAAUAUUGGUAGCGGAGUAGUGUUGUCCGGUGACGGCGAACACAUUUCACAGGAUAACGGCAUUAGUUCGUCGGGUUCAUCUACAGCAUCGGGACCCCAUCCGGUCACAUCAGUGGUGACAACUGGGCCAGAUGGCACUCCCAUAGACGAAGUUAGCCAACAAAGUACGCUAUCAAAUGCUUCAGCAGCUUCUGGUGAAGAUCCACAAUGCACAACACCAAAAUCUCGUAAAAACGAUCCAUAUAGCCAAAGCCAUUUAGCGCCACCAAGCACAUCGCCGGUUGGCCAUCCCGGACAUCCAGUUGGGCCCAGUGAAGAAUAUGAAAUGAAUUCACCCCCGAAUUGGACGCGACCACCAGUAAGUCCUCAAGUUUUCAAUAGCCAUGGACCGCCACAAGAGACUUUUCGUACAUCGUCUACGAAAAAAUCCGAUAGCCUAUGCAAACUAUACGAAAUGGAUGAUAAUCCGGAGAGACGAAGUUGGCUUGAUAAGCUGCGUGCGUUCAUGGAAGAGCGACGCACACCCAUCACCGCCUGUCCAACAAUAUCGAAACAACCGCUCGAUUUAUAUAGGUUAUAUAUUUAUGUAAAAGAACGUGGAGGAUUCGUCGAGGUUACGAAAAGUAAAACAUGGAAAGAUAUUGCCGGUUUAUUGGGCAUAGGUGCCAGCAGUAGUGCUGCUUACACCCUCCGCAAACACUACACAAARAAUUUGUUGACCUUCGAGUGUCACUUCGAUCGAGGCGACAUAGACCCGUUACCCAUUAUUCAGCAAGUGGAAGCCGGUACAAAAAAGAAAUCGACCAAAGCCGCUUCUGUACCAUCGCCAGGUUCCUCAAAUUCCCAAGAUUCAUUCCCUGCACCGGGCGCUGCCGCCAAUGCAACGAUUGAUGGUUAUCCAGGUUAUCCGAGUGGUUAUCCCGUCACAGCAGGGCCACAGCCAGACUAUGGUGCGGGUGGUGGUCAAAUGCAACGACCACCCUCACAAAGCAACGCACAAACCCCACAUGCAGGUAAUACUCAAACAGCAGCAGUUGGUGAUAAUAUUAGUGUGAGCAAUCCUUUUGACGAUCCGGUUGUGGGUGGCGGUGGUAGUGGCAAUAGUAGCGUCAGCAAUGCGCCACCGCCGCCCCGUGCCUCCCCUUAUCAACAGGGCGUUGGCAAUGCUUACACGCCGGUGUCUAGAACGCCAGGUUCCCCAUAUCCGGGUCAACCGGGUGCUUACGGUCAAUAUGGUUCAAGUGAUCAAUACAAUGCCACUGGUCCACCGGGCCAGUUUGGUCAGAGCCAAGGACCACAAUUUCCACCACAAAAUCGGAACAUGUACCCUCCUUAUGGACCAGAGGGGGAAGCUCCUCCACCUGGUGCAAAUCAAUAUGGCCCUUAUGGUAAUCGUUCGUAUAGCCAACCGCCACCGGGUAGCUCUCAAACACCUACACCACCUGGUUCGGCGGUAGGUGGAACUGCUGGUCCACCGACUAGUGGUCCGCAAGCGCCAGGCGGCGGUUAUCCACCAGUUGCUCCAACUCAACAGGAUUAUUAUAGGCCGCCCGAUCAGACGCCGCAACCACGACGACAUCCGGAUUUUGUGAAAGAUUCACAACCCUAUCCAGGUUAUAACACCAGACCUCAAUUAUACGGGGGUUGGAGCGGUUCAACUCAAUACCGUGGGCAAUAUCCUUCUGCACCCUCGCCACAAGGUUGGGGUAGUGCACCACCACGCACAGCCGCACCGCCGGGUGGCGGUCCACUAGGGCCUCCAAAUCAACAGUCAUCGGCCGCCGUGCAAUGGGAGCAGCAUCGUUAUGUCCCCCAACAGCCUCCACCUCCCCCACAACAGCAGCCCCCAUACCAACAACAAGGUCAGCAGCAACAGCCGCCGCCACCACAGUGGGCACAAAUGGCAGGCACUGCACAGCCACCACCCCAAGCGAGCGCACCUGGCACAGUUUUGCGGCCAUCUAGCGGAGGUCCACAGCAGCCACCUCAACAACGGCCCGGUAUGCCACCACCACCCGCCCAGCAACUGCCUGUUGGCCCGACGUCCAGUCAAAACAUGACAAAGCCACCUUUUGUGAUGCCAGCGCCACCUCAAGUUGGAGGCACAGGCUCUCCUACUUGCGGUCCACCACCAUCCAUAGCACCACCCAGCACAGUUAAUGCGAUGCCAUCAGUUAUGGGUGCGCCUGUUGCUAGUGUAUCCAAGCCACAGGUGUCCGCCGUAAACGCGGUAUCACAAGUCGGCUCUCCCGGCCUACCACAAUUACCAGCACAACAGCAGCCCCUACAAGUUCAGCCACAGCAACAGUUUCCAACUCCUGCCGGCACCCAAAUCAUUAAAAAGGAGAUAAUUUUUCCGACGGAUAGCGUUGAAGCCACCACACCCGUGUUGUAUAGACGCAAACGUUUGACUAAAACCGAUGUUUGUCCGGUGGAUCCAUGGCGAAUAUUUAUGGCAAUGCGCUCCGGUCUAUUAACUGAGUGCACCUGGGCGUUGGAUGUAUUAAAUGUGUUGCUCUUCGAUGACACAACGGUACAGUACUUUGGGCUGGCGCACUUGCCUGGCCUGUUAACUCUCCUKUUGGAGCACUUCCAAAAGAAUCUCGCAGAGAUGUUCAACGAUAGCGACACGGACGUUGAUCAUCAUAGGGGCGGAAGUCGAAAUGCACGUGUAGUACAAAUCUACAACCGCAAACAAAAACAACAACAACAUGGCGUCAACGAAGCCGUCGAGUGUAACAACGAAUACGACAAAUACAAGUCGUUUCAAAUGCCAAUAGUCGAUGAUGACGAUGAAGAUGAGGGCAUUGAUUUAGGUCAGAUACGUGUGCUACCGAAUCCUGAAGAGAGAAUAAUGUUGCUUUCGCACACACCCAACUACACAAUGAUGUCGCGUAAGGGCUUGCCAGUACGUCUACAACCGUCGGAAGAUGAUAUUUUCGUAUCGAACAGACAGAAGGACUGGGACUCUGAGGAGGAACCCAUCUAUGAGCAGACAAAUGUGACUGAACCCACUGGUUGGAGUUGGACGUAUGGUUUUGCGGAUCGCAAUACCAAAGAUGGCAUUAUCGACGUGUUCAAGUCGGAAAUUAUAAACAUUCCAUUCGCACGUUUCAUACGUGGCAGCAACGAAAAAAGCUGUAGUAGCAGUAAAGGUGCGACCAAGUCGUCAAUGAAAACUAAUGCAGAAGAUGCGAAUAAUGCUGGAACCUGCGAAGCAAGCAGUAAAAUUGUGAAAAACGAGCAAAUGGAAGAUGGAAGUUGUGCGGAGGAUAGUAGAGUGGAGCAUGCGUUUAACAAAAAGCGACGAUUAUUCAACAACAGCAACAGUAAUAACAGCAGCAAACACGGUGGCUGCGAUGGUAGCGGUGCAAAGAGAUCUAAAUUGAAUGAGGAUGAAAUUGCAUUUGCGCAGCCUGGUCUCAUYAAAAAGGAACCCACAGAYGCUGCUCUCGUAGAGAAUUCAUCAACAGCAACUGAUAGCGACUGCCGCGAGGUCGAUAUGGAAAUUGAGUUACUGCCCCAACAACGACUAGGUCAUUGCGGCGGUGUUAGCGUGCCGAAAAACUUUGAUCCAAUAUCGACAGUGCGAGAUGCAGCACAGGUGUUGCAGCGACGGCGUGCAUCCACAGUAGAAGAAGAGUGCUAUACACGUGACGAAGCCAGUCUUUACCUGGUUAGUGAGUGUCAAGAUGCGCUGGCGCGUCGCUGUAUCUGUCUGUCAAACAUUUUCCGCAACCUGACAUUUGUGCCCGGCAACGAAACUCUCUUAGCUAAAUCGCGCCGCUUCCUCGCUAUCCUUGGUCGCUUGCUGCUGCUCAACCACGAACACUUACAGCGAACGCCAAAGACGCGUAAUUAUGAUCGCGAGGAGGACACUGAUUUUUCAGACUCGUGCAGUUCACUACAGGGAGAACGCGAAUGGUGGUGGGAUUAUCUAGUUCACAUACGCGAAAAUAUGCUCGUCGCGUUGGCGAAUAUAGCCGGCCAUUUAGAAUUGUCACGCUACGAUGAGCUUAUCGCACGGCCACUGAUCGACGGUCUCCUGCAUUGGGCUGUGUGUCCAAGUGCGCAUGGUCAAGAUCCAUUCCCAUCUUGUGGUCCAAAUUCUGCGCUUUCGCCGCAACGGCUAGCGCUCGAAGCACUCUGUAAACUUUGCGUUACAGAUGCCAAUGUCGAUCUCGUUAUAGCGACACCACCGCAUUCAAGGCUGGAAAAGUUAUGCGCCGUGUUGACACGUCACCUGUGUCGUAAUGAAGAUCAAGUAUUGCGGGAGUUUUCCGUUAAUCUGCUGCAUUAUUUAGCCGCUGCGGAUAGUGCCAUGGCACGAACAGUGGCGUUACAAUCUCCUUGUAUCUCAUAUCUUGUGGCAUUCAUCGAACAAGCAGAGCAAACAGCUUUAGGCGUGGCCAACCAGCACGGAAUCAACUAUCUGCGCGAAAAUCCCGACUCGAUGGGAACUAGUUUGGACAUGCUACGACGUGCUGCCGGCACGUUACUACAUCUGGCCAAACAUCCGGACAACCGAUCGCUAUUCAUGCACCAAGAACAACGUCUGCUCGGUUUGGUGAUGUCAAAUAUACUCGACCAACAGGUAGCACUGAUUAUAUCCCGUGUAUUAUUUCAAGUGUCGCGUGGCACUGGUGUAGGGGGACCGUCGAUGAUGCCGUCACUGGAAUAUCGCUUCCAACAACGGCAAACUGAGGAGAAAAUCACCGUAAGCGAAAAGCACAACGCUUCCGGUAGUAAUGGCAGCAAUGAUGUAARAGUGGAAAAUAAAGUGGAAACAACAUCGACUGCCGCUUCAGUACCAACAAAUCCGCCACAAUCCGUGGCAAAUACGGCAACAGCACACUCCACACCUCAUGUAGUAAUAAGCGAUGUUAAAAGUGAAGAACUACCAGCAACUGCCAACGACUUGAACGAUGCCAGCACCAUCAACGCAAAUGGCAACAACAGCACCAGCAGUGCGAGCAACCACAACACCAGCGACAAUAGUAAUGAUCCAGCAUUCACGCACAAGUUGCCAGCAGCAGCAUCUACGCCUACAGUGAUGAGCAAGUCUCAAAACGCUUGUGCCACUGUCGAUGAUAAUAGUAACAGCAGUAACGCUCUGGCGCCCGCAGCGGCUUUGUUGAACGAUGUCAGCAAUAGCAGUACCAACAGCAACAGCUGCGGCACGGUAAGCAGUAAYAGCAAUAGUAACAGUAUAAGCAGCGGCAACAACAACACCAACAGCAAUAUGCACAUAAAAAAUGCGAUUGAGAACGCCAACGUGAAUGCACUAGGAGCGAUGACUCCUAUGCUGGCCAGCAGUGAAGCGAGUCAUUUGCAGCCGAAUCUGCUGAGCAGUAACGGCAGUGGUAAGAAUGUGAUCAGCGCACCUAUUCCCACUAUUAAUGCAGCACCAUUGACCAAUACCAGCAACAACAAUGGCAAUGGGACGGAGAGUCGAACCAAUGCGCAGCCAUCUGCAGCGUUAACGGGUGCGCCGACGCGAUCCCCACCUCCGCCACCACCACCAACGGCAAACGCAGCAGCAGCCGCGGCACCAUCCGCACCCACAGCUCCACCAGCAACUACAACAGCAGCAGUUGCGUAGUACAUGACGAUGUUGCCGACGUUAGCAGCUGUGCCGGCAGUGUUAGUGCAACAGCAGCAGACGCAACAAGAACACGUCCAUAUACAUGAACAACAGCAUCUUGGUAUGGAUCAUCACCAUCUACACCACCAGCAGCAACAUCACUAUGCCCAACUGGAUGGGCGCUACCAACAGCAAACGGCGCCGCCACUACCACCACCACAAACAUCUCCGCAGCCACACUAUCAUCUGCCGCCAUACCACUAUCACUGGAGCAAGCAGCAAUCACCGUUGCAGCCACCAACAGCACAUCCUCAACCUCAUCAGCCGGAAGAUGCACACUAGAUGUCACUGUAAACGUGAAUCGUAAUUUAUUACAACAGAGCAACGUAGCAUUCGUAGCGAAGUAGAAAAUAAGGGUAUAAUGGUUAUAACGUAUAUGAACAAAGUCAUGCUAUAGUUCAAUGCAAAAUGCGGAGAUGGCUUAGAUGUCACAGCGACGUUUAAGUAAAAAAAAAAAACAACAUUUACAACUUCUCUCCGCCUACAGAUGUAUAUGUCUAGAGGAAAUAGCAAAUAAAUUAAAUAUAUACAUAUAUAUGAUAACGGUGAUCAACUUUGUAGAUAUAGUAACGUGAGUAGUAUUUAGUUUGUGUAAAGAAAAGUAUGUCUCACUUUUUGUAUUUUUAUUAUUAUUAAUAUUAUUUUUGUAAUAUUUUAAGAUACUUCUAAUUUCAUACCUAUGCUGGGAUAUAGAGUUAAUAGAAAGAAAUGUCAUACAAACAUUAGACAAAAACAUAAACAAAUAUGCAUUACUAACACAUGACAUAAAGCGACUUAAAGCAAACUCUAUGCUAAUGCUAAAAGGAAGCGGAAACUGGAUUCAAGAGAACCAGACGUUAUAACAUAAUGUAUACAGAACCCUUGAGAUCGAAUAAAAUUGUAAAGGCGUUCUUGUUGGAACGCAUCCAAAGCCCAACUGUAGCGGUCCUGCAUAUCAAAAGCGCCGCGCUUUCGUUAUAAAAUAUUUGCAAAAUUUUUAAUACAUAUUCGAAGUUGGUUUAAUGUU
Molecule: messenger RNA, 7912 nt
Organism: Bactrocera latifrons
Lineage: Eukaryota; Metazoa; Arthropoda; Insecta; Diptera; Tephritidae
Gene: osa
Product: trithorax group protein osa
Exons: 13
Coding region: 1-6864 (2287 amino acids)
Biological process (GO): positive regulation of DNA-templated transcription; chromatin remodeling; regulation of transcription by RNA polymerase II
Cellular component (GO): brahma complex; nucleoplasm; SWI/SNF complex
Molecular function (GO): nucleosome binding; DNA binding
Source: RefSeq, a predicted model, not a curated record